CAUAGUCGUUAUUGCUGAUUAGUGUGUGAGAGAGAGGGGUCGAAGACGAAAGGAGCGGAGCGAGAAAGUGAAGAUGAAGGAAGAAGUUAUAAGCUCUUCUGGAGAUCCGUUCAUACCCCCCAAAUCAUCUUCUCCACCUCCAACCCCUACCCCUGCUGCUAGUUCUGCAGGGGCAUCAUAUCCUGUUGUCCCAACAAAUGUUGGCAGCAUAGACUGGUUGGGUCAUGGACAGGGAUCCAAAACAGGUUCUCUAUCUCGAAUAGGUUCACAGCACCAGCAUCCUUCGUUGAGUACAAGUGCCUGUGGUUCUGCUAUUGGGUCAUCAAAUCCUUCUUGUAGACCAUGGGAGAGGGGGGAUUUACUGAGGCGUCUUUCUACAUUUAAGCCUGCAAAUUGGUUUGGAAAGCCCAAGGCUGCCAGUUCUUUGGCUUGUGCUAGAAGAGGCUGGGUAAAUGUUGAUAUUGAUAAGAUUGAGUGUGAGUCCUGCGGUGCGAACCUGGAAUUUAUUUCGUCGACUUCCUGGUUGCCUGCAGAAGCUGAUAGCAAGGGGGAAGACUUCGCCAAACAGCUAGACGGAGGGCACAACGUCACUUGUCCCUGGAGAGGAAACAGCUGUGCAGAAAGCUUGGUGCAAUUCCCUCCUACUCCACCAUCGGCCCUGAUUGGGGGCUAUAAAGAUCGCUGUGAUGGACUCUUGCAGUUCCUCUCCCUCCCAGUUGUUUCUGCAUCUGCAAUUGAGCAGAUGCAGGUUUCUCGGGGCCCGGAAAUUGAUCGCUUUCUGGUUUACUCACAGGCUUUUGCAGCCGGAGAAUCUGGCUUUAGGGCGGAGAAUAUCUCAGGAAAUGGAAACACCAGAGAAGAGGCCUUCUGCAUAUACUCUCGUGCCCAGAAGCUGAUAAGCCUGUGUGGAUGGGAGCCAAGAUGGCUUCCAAAUAUUCAGGACUGUGAGGAACAUUCUGCUCAAUCAGCUAGAGAUGGAUGCUCAAUUGGUCCUACCAAAGACCGUCGUCAUAUGCAAGAUCCUGGUCCCAGCAAGAAGGCAUUGUCUGCUUCAACUAAAAAAGAUUGUACAAAAAAUGAAGUACCAGGUCAGGAGUCUAAAUGCGAAUACAGGUCACCUUUGCUAGAUUGUAGCUUAUGUGGAGCCACAGUCAGAAUCUGGGACUUCCUGACUGUUGCUCGUCCUGCUCGCUUUGGUCCUAAUAUUGAUAUUCCUGAAACUAGUAAGAAAAUGACAUUGACUCGUGGAGUAAGUGCGGCAAGUGGCAUCAGUGGAUGGGUUGCUACUGAUGGUAUGGGGAAGGAGCAGACUGAGGGCCAUGAUGAAGCUGCAACAACAGAUGAAGUGAAGACGCUGUCAAAUGUUGGGUUGGAUUUAAAUCUCACGAUUGCUGUUGGUUUGUCCUCUACUCAGUUGCAUAUGACUGCGAUAUCUGAACCCUACCAAGACACUAAUAUGGGAAGGGAUCUAAUAAUUGGUCAGCCUUCCAGCAGUGAGGUUGGUGAUCGUGCAGCUUCGUAUGAAUCACGAGGUCCCAGUCGUCGUAAGCGAAAUUUUGAUGAAGGUGGAAGCACCGUUGACAGGCCACAUUUAAUGAUGCGACAGGCAGACAGCAUUGAAGGAACUGUCAUUGACCGUGAUGGUGAUGAAGUAAAUGAUGAUGAACAAUACUCCGCUGGCCCUUCAAAACGUGCCCGAGACUCGGAUGUUUUUGAAACCUACCGUACAUCAUAUGGGAGAGAUUCAUCCGGUGCUGGUCCAAGCCAGUCAUUGGGUUUUGAAAUAGAAACAGAUGCUCAUAGAUUUGAUCAUUUCCCUCAAGAAAAUGAACAAGUCAUUGGUAUUCCAUCAACUAGAGAUUCUGCACGUGUCUCCUCUGUUAUAGCAAUGGAUACAGUCUGUCACAGUGCAGACAAUGAUUCAAUGGAAAGUGUUGAAAAUUAUCCUGGAGAUGUUGACGAUGUCCAUUUCCCCUCUACGACGAUGUUCAAAAAUACAGAUGUGAAUGAGACAUCAGAAUUGAACUACAGUAACCAGGCACAGCAGAGUACUUGCCCAGCUGUAGUAAGAAAUGCUGGUGAGAUGGGUGUUAGCAGCACAAAUGAUGGUGAUGAGGUAUUAAAUACAGAUACUGGGACUGCUCAUGGGAGGGAUGGGCCUAGCUUUGGUAUUAGUGGAGGGAGUGUAGGAAUGGGUGCUAGUCAUGAAGCUGAAAUCCAUGGGACUGAUAUAUCUGUCCAUAAACCGGACAGUGUUGUUGGUGAUGUGGAACCAAUUGCUGAAGUCGUUGAAAAUCAGGGUCAAACAGGUGAAUUUGCUCCAGAUCCCGGACUAAUGGGCGACUUUGUCCCUGAAAUAAUGGAUCGAGAGGAUCCUCAUGGUGAUAGUCAAGAUCUGAUGUCUCGAUCUAUAGGAAGGGCUGACAGUGGCUCAAAAAUUGUUGGUUCAGCCAAGGCUGAAUCUGUUGAAAGUGGUGAGAAGACCAGUAACAUGCAGAUACCACCACAUGGGAACAGUGCCCGUCCUUCUCCUUCUCUUUCUUGCAAUGCCAUAGUAUGUUCUGGUUAUGAAGCAUCCAAAGAAGAAGUGACACAGGCUGACAAGGGGUCUCCUGUUCAUGAGAAUGCAUACCCUGAGUUAAGUUAUUUGGUUGCAAAUGGAAUAGGUCCUCCAAACGGAGAAAGCAGCUAUGAAGCAUCUGUUGAGUUUGAUCCAAUUAAGCAUCACAAUUAUUUCUGUCCUUGGGUGAACGGAAAUGUUGCAGCAGCAGGCUGUAGUAGUAGCAGUGGCUCCAGUUCCAGUGCCAGUGCUAUAGCUCUUUGUGGUUGGCAGCUGACUUUAGAUGCCCUUGAUGCCUUCCAUUCACUUGGACAUGUUCCAAUCCAAAAUGUGGAAUCCGAAUCGGCUGCAUCUAUGUACAAGGAUGAUCAUCGAACUCCUGGUCGAAAGCUCUUGGCUCGUCAUUCCUUGAGCAAAAGUCAUGGACAAAACUGAACUUGAAUCUCAAUCCAGAGUAUCAGCAACUGUUGUCGUGGCAUCUUGCAUCUCCCAAUAUCAAUGGUUUUCAAUUCCAGCUACUGCAGUGGUGGAAGAAAUUAAUAAGUCAAUUGGUUGCUUCAUCAUUGCGGCUGCAGCAAUUUAGGACAAAGUCAGCGUUCUGGUAUCUUAUAUUUUUGAGUUGGAGAUGCUAAGAUAUGUUGUUUAAUGGAGUUAGAAAGCUUAUAUUCCCUCCUCAUUAUUUUUAAUUUUAUUUUAUUAUCUUUUUGAAAGCAGUAAUAAUAAAACAGUUUGGCUGUGGACUUGGUCAUCAGCUGUCAGGACAGAUGGGUAAUGUUUUAUUGACAUUUAGAAUAAUGUUCAUUUCAUAAUAGUCUAAUUAUGUUUGACACCACCAAAACUGAAGCCAUUGGCUAUAUCUUUGAUAAAUAAGACCUGUUAGGUGUUAGAGAUUUGUUUAAA
Molecule: messenger RNA, 3460 nt
Organism: Cornus florida
Lineage: Eukaryota; Viridiplantae; Streptophyta; Magnoliopsida; Cornales; Cornaceae
Exons: 8
Coding region: 74-2995 (973 amino acids)
Cellular component (GO): nucleus
Molecular function (GO): zinc ion binding
Source: RefSeq, a predicted model, not a curated record